AUGUACCAAAAUAAGAGUCUCAUCUUUAAGAAUCCUCCUAUUGGGUGGCCAAAACCUGAUGUUGAUUUCGGUGUGGAAUGCCGGCCGAUUGAUAUUAAUGGGGAUAUUCCUCUCGGUGGCGUCAUCCUAAAAAACUGCUACGUUUCUCUAGAUCCGUAUCAGCGUGGACGGAUGCGAGCACCAACAGUCGAUUCGUAUUCUCCACCUUUCACGAUAGGCGAUCCAAUGGAAGGCCAUGUUAUUUCAAGGGUCAUCAGAUCAGCAUCUACCAAGUUACAGCCUGGAGAUUUUGUGUCUGGAGUGGGUCCUAUUCAAGAGUUUAGUGUAUUGUCUGCGGGAGUUGUCGAUGGCUUUACUAGAAUCGAAAAUCCCUACAACCUGAACCUAGAAAUCUUUCUUGGGCCGCUAGGAAUGCCUGGUCUAACAGCCUAUUCAUCAUUUUAUGAAAUCGGGAAGCCAAAGAAAGGGGAAACCAUUUUCAUCUCUGCGGCUUCUGGUGCUGUCGGACAGCUAGUUGGGCAGCUCGCGAAGCGGGAGGGUCUUUACGUUAUCGGCUCUGUUGGCGAUGAUGAGAAGGUUGAAUUUAUUACCAAAGGCUUGGGUUUUGACGUGGGUUUCAACUAUAAAAAGGAGGUGAUAGGAGAAGCAUUGAUGCGUGUAGCACCAGAGGGAAUCGACAUCUACUUCGAUAACGUUGGAGGACAAACGUUGGAAUCUGCCUUGUAUGCUAUGAGGCCUAGGGGUCGAAUUGUCGUUAGUGGCAUGAUUUCUCAGUACAAUCUCCAGCCUUCAGAGCUUUAUGGUGUUAAAAACCUAUUCAUGGUUAUUACAAACCGCAUAACUAUACAAGGUUUCAUCGUCACUGAUAGUGAUAUGGGCCCGAAAUACUCGGCUGAACACCUAAAAAACGUUUCACAGUGGAUCUAUGAUGGUAGCCUUAAACCUAAAAUCCAUGUUGAUACUGGAAUGGAUCAUGCUUGCCAGAGUUUUAUUAAUAUGCUGAAGGGUAGAAAAAUAGGAAAAGCAGUUCUUCAGAUUGCUGAUCUAAACGGGGAUUAA
Bipolaris maydis ATCC 48331 is the source of this 1059-nucleotide messenger RNA. RefSeq lists its product as uncharacterized. The record is from RefSeq and is a predicted model, not a curated record. Lineage: Eukaryota; Fungi; Ascomycota; Dothideomycetes; Pleosporales; Pleosporaceae. Gene Ontology annotation, molecular function: oxidoreductase activity, acting on the CH-CH group of donors, NAD or NADP as acceptor.